ACAGGCAUCAAAAGCAAGAUGGCUGCUGCCUACGUGGCUGCCCUGGGCCGCCUGGCCUCGGUGGCAAUGAGCUGUGUGUCGGGGGCCCAGGGCCUGACGCUGUGGUCCGGCCUUAUCGGCUUGCGCCUGCUCGCCCUGUUCAUCGCCGAUCGGACCUGGAGCGGCAGCCGGACCCACUUCGUCUGUAACAGCACCGCCGCCUCCUCCUCCGUCACGGAAUUCUGCACCACCUCUUGCUUCAACCUCCACUUCCAGUUCCCUGUCGACAUCUUCUGGCACUUCAGCUUCCUGCUGGCACUUCUGCCCAUCAUCUGCCUCUACAUGCUGGCUCCCCGGCGCCGCCCCGGCCUACCAGAGGCCGGGCCCUUGCCCCAGGAGGAGAAGGAGAGAGGGCGCCUGUCCUUGGAGGAGCCCCGAGGGCGGGCGCAAGGCCGGGGUCGUCCUUGGCUCUCCAUCGGCUGCAGCCUCUCCCUGGUGGCCCUGGAGUCCGCCUUCGUCUGGGUCGUGCUGAAGAUCCAGCUGCCUCUGGUUCUACCCCCCUCCAUCAGCUGCCUAAUGGCCCCAGGGAGUGCCUGCAAUGAGGCCAGCGGGGGACCCCUGACAUGCAUCCUGGUUGACCGGGCCAAUAAGUUGGGGGCCCUGUCCGUCAUGGCCUUCACCUCCCUCCUCAACGUGGGUGUCUCCCUGGGUUACGUCGUCACUGUCUGCCUGGCCCCUAGAGGGAGCCGCUGGGCCUGAGUCGACCCCCCCAUCCUCCACUCCUUCCCCCUUCAUCACUCUCACCCCUGUCGAAACCCUCUGCUCUCCCCCGAUUCCUCACCACCCCCCACGCCAUGGCUAUCUUGAUGCCAAUCUCUCCACAAACCUUCAAAGAAGGGAAAUAAAAAAAAGCCCUUCAGCCCACCCUGGGGAGACGCCUCGUCCAGAUGAUCACCGCUCCCGAUGCUCUGCCCAGUCUCCCUCCAUCUGAAAAUGCUUCGUUUCCUUCCCCCACUCCCUCGCUUCCUCCCCCAACUCUUCCAAUCGUCCUGCCCCUUACCUUCGAUCCGUGGCCCAUCGCUCCAUUUUCUCAGUCAUCGAUGCUGCCCUCGUUCCUGAGCAACGGCAGUGUGCCUCUGACUAUCUUUUUGAAACGUUCAGUAGGGUUUCUGCCUCUAACCCCUUCAUUUGCAGGGAGUUCCAGAUUCUCCUCCCUCCUCCUCCCAUCCGCCUCUAAAC
Molecule: messenger RNA, 1218 nt
Organism: Stegostoma tigrinum
Lineage: Eukaryota; Metazoa; Chordata; Chondrichthyes; Orectolobiformes; Stegostomatidae
Gene: gjz1
Product: gap junction protein zeta 1
Exons: 2
Coding region: 19-738 (239 amino acids)
Source: RefSeq, a predicted model, not a curated record